Molecule: messenger RNA, 874 nt
Organism: Antrostomus carolinensis (chuck-will's-widow)
Lineage: Eukaryota; Metazoa; Chordata; Aves; Caprimulgiformes; Caprimulgidae
Product: SEC14 domain and spectrin repeat-containing protein 1
Exons: 8
Molecular function (GO): phosphatidylinositol-3,5-bisphosphate binding; phosphatidylinositol-4-phosphate binding; phosphatidylinositol-4,5-bisphosphate binding
Source: RefSeq, a predicted model, not a curated record
AGCUGUGAAAAUUAUCUGAAGUAGAAUGGAAGCUUCAGUAAUAUUACCCAUUCUGAAGAAAAAAUUGGCUUUUCUUUCAGGAGGGAAGGACAGAAGAAGUGGCCUAAUUCUGACAAUUCCAUUAUGCCUUGAACAGACGAGUAUGGAUGAGCUGAGUGUCACACUAGACUACCUUCUAAGUAUCCCAAGUGAGAAAUGUAAAGCUCGAGGAUUUACUGUGAUAGUGGAUGGCAGAAAAUCUCAAUGGAACGUGGUAAAGACUGUUGUGUUAAUGCUACAGAAUGUUGUUCCAGCUGAGGUGUCACUUGUUUGUGUAGUAAAGCCAGAUGAAUUUUGGGAUAAGAAGGUUACGCAUUUCUGUUUUUGGAAAGAGAAAGAUAGACUUGGCUUUGAGGUUAUUUUAGUAUCUGCUAACAAGCUGACUCGGUAUAUAGAACCAUGCCAACUAACAGAAGAUUUUGGAGGAACUCUCACCUAUGAUCACAUGGAUUGGUUGAACAAGAGACUGGUAUUUGAAAAGUUCACGAAAGAGUCAACAUCCUUACUGGAUGAGCUUGCUCUAAUUAACAAUGGAAGUGAUAAGGGAACUCAACAAGAAAAAGAGAGAUCAAUAGAUUUGAACUUCCUUCCAUCAGUUGAUCCUGAGACGGUAUUGCAGACAGGUCAUGAGUUACUAUCUGAGUUACAACAGCGUCGAUUCAAUGGUUCAGAUGGAGGGGUAUCCUGGUCUCCAAUGGAUGAUGAACUACUUGCUCAGCCACAGGUCAUGAAGCUACUAGACUCACUCAGAGAGCAAUAUACUCGCUACCAGGAAGUUUGCAGACAACGUAGCAAGCGCACACAGCUGGAGGAGAUUCAGCAGAAGGUAAUGCAG